Messenger RNA from Salvia miltiorrhiza (redroot sage), 1143 nucleotides. RefSeq names its product probable protein ABIL1. NCBI's taxonomy places the organism in Eukaryota, Viridiplantae, Streptophyta, Magnoliopsida, Lamiales, Lamiaceae. The transcript is spliced from 8 exons. The record is from RefSeq and is a predicted model, not a curated record. Bases 131 to 898 code for a protein of 255 amino acids.
AAGGACUACUCACGAGACUCAAAGCACUGAUCAAAUUGUCCAAAAAAAACAAAAAAAAUAUUUCAGCAUAUUUAAAUAAAUAUGAAGGUGCAACAGAGUCUAUUUUCAGUUUCUGAAUCAGCAAAGAAAAAUGGAUGAGAAAAUGGUGGAGGAGGAUUCCGAAGCCGUGGUUGAUGACGUAGCACAGUUCCACAAAUCUCUCAAAGAGCUAAGGAACUUCAGCUCUCAGCUCUACCAGGCUGCUGAUUACUGCAAAACAGCUUUCUUGAGCUCCCAAGACAAGACUCAAAUUCUUGAGACGACGAAAGAGUACGUGUCCCGGGCCGUAGUGGUAGUGGUGGAUCAUCUAGGAACCAUUUCAGCAAAUCUUGAAUGCUGCAUUUCUAAGACCGAUUCACUUUCUCAAACUGAAGGUAAAAUCGAGAGCCUCAAACAGAGAAUUGGGACGUGCCAGAUUUACUCCUACAGAAUUUCUGUGCCAAGAUUUCAGUGGGGUGCUGAUUUUCCAAGAUAUCACCGUCGAUACGUUUCGCCACCAGCUUCGAAAGAUUCGACAGUUUGGAGUGAUGUAUCACGCUAUUCAAAAAGGUGCAUUGAUGCAAAGAAUGAAGAAGCAAUGGAGUUGUUGUUUAAUUGCAACUCAUCUUCUGUGGUUGAGAGUUCAAGCAGUACUGAGAUGAAGAAAAAGAAUGUGGUUCCUGUACCACUCAACUCAUUCACAAACUACAAAAUUCUGGAUGAUGAUGAUGGCCUAUCAGUGUUGCCAAAAACCAACAACUUAGUUUUCCAGUUUCAGGAGGUUGGGAAGCUUAAACGUGGCGCGAUAAAUUGGAAAGCCAUGAUGCAGAGCAAGGACAUUGCAGCGCUUAUUAGGCGUGGAAAACGGCUUCUUGCAUAAGUAUUUGGAGAAUUAAUGAGGUUUUUAAGCCUGCAACUGUGGAGAUAUGGAUUGGCUUCUUAUGUAAUUUAUGAUGUAGGAGUAUAAGAGAUAGAUAAGACACUGUUUUCACUUGCAUCUAAGGUAGAAACUAUAUGCAAUGAAUAUCAUGAUUUUAUUAGAUCAAAAAAGCAUUACAUAUAGAUAUAUUAGAAGCCAACAAUCAAUGAAUACUAUUGCAAUGAACAAAUUGUGCUCCAGUUUAA